AUGACUUAUUUUUGGCUCUCAACACAGAUAUUAUUUUGGAUUGUUACGAUUAUCACUUCUACAAAUGUUGAACUUCGAACUCAACAAGGAAUCAUCUAUGGUCGACAAACUCUAAGUUCAAUUGAAUAUCUAGGAAUUCAAUAUGCAAAAGUAGUAAGAUGGAAACCACCAAUUGAUCUUGCAUCAGAAAUGUUUCCAAACAUCUCAUUUCAAGCUACAUCAUUUGGUCCAUGUUGUCCACAACCAAAAACUGAUACCUAUAUUCCUGAACAAGAUGAACAAUGUCUCUAUCUAAAUAUCUAUAAACCAAAAGUUCCGUUAAAUCAUUCAUUAUUACCAGUAUUCGUUUGGAUUCAUGGCGGUGCUCAUAAAAUAGGAUGCUCGUCACAAAGUAUUCCAUUGAUAUAUAAUGGUACCAAUAUGAUUGCUCAUUCACCACCAAAUCAACCGGUUAUUAUCAUCACAAUUAAUUAUCGAUUAGGUGCAUUAGCUGAUAUGUUUUUGAAAGAAUUAAUCGAAGAAGAUCCAGAAUGGCCCACAGCAGGUAAUUAUAUGUACUUAGAUAUGUUAUCUGCACUGCGUUGGAUAAAGAAAAAUAUUCGUGAUUAUGGAGGUGAUUCAAGCAAUAUUUCAUUAUUUGGUCAAAGUGCUGGAGGAUUGUCUGUUAUCGAUAUCGGUGCAUUGAAAGGAUCAGCUGGUCUUUACCGAACGGUAAUAAGUCAGUCAGGUUUAGAUUCACCUGGAACUUAUUCAUCUUAUUAUAAUAAGAGUACUGCUCUUAAUGAUUCUAAUUCUGUUGUUCAACGUUUAAAUUGUACCAAUGAAGAUAAACAAAAAGUUCUUUCAUGUAUACGUAAUUCUUCGAUUGAAGAUUUGUUUCAAGUUUAUGGUGAUCGUUACACAAGACCAAUCAUUGACAAUUAUUUCUUUCCAUUGUAUCCACCUUUGGCAAUUCAGAAUGGACAAUAUAAUAAUAUUAGUCUUGUUGUAGGUAAUAAUGAUUAUGAUCUAUCACUAUGUUUUGACUAUCCUGAUAUGAAUUAUACUCAAGCUCUAGCAUUAAUAAGUCAGUCUGUAGAACAUAAAUGGAUACCGUCAAUUGUUGAUUAUUAUCAUUUAAAUAAUUGUUCAGCUGAUCGAAGAGCUAAUAAUACUCGUUGUUGUAAUAUUCUUCUUUUAAUAGCAACAGAUAAACUUUUUGAUUGUGAUAUUCGUCGAUUAUUCAAUGCUUUUUACUUAAAAUACGGUCCACAAUAUGAACAAAAUAAAUUAUUUUCAUAUCAUUUAAAUUGUUAUCCUCAAUGUCCUAUUGUGCAAGAAGAAGGUAUAUGUAGACAUUCAGCAGAACUUCCAUUUGUAUUCGGAACUAUUAGUGAUUUUCAUUCACAGGAACUAUUUAAUUGUACUUGGGAUAAUUCAACACGUGUAUUUUCUAAUGAAAUAAUUUCACAUUGGAUUAAUGUAGCAACAAUAGGAAGACCAUUGAGUCAAUGGCCAAGUUAUGAUCCAUCUUCAUCGAAACAUUUUCAUAUCACACCUGAUCAAGGCUUCAUAGCCGAAAUAUGGAAUAAAAAUUGUUCGUUUUUUGAUGAAAUGGAAGUAGAAGGAGUUAGAGAAACAUUUGGAAAUGAUCAUUACAUUAUUAAAGAAUCACCCAAAUGA
Messenger RNA from Rotaria sp. Silwood1, 1662 nucleotides. Lineage: Eukaryota; Metazoa; Rotifera; Eurotatoria; Philodinida; Philodinidae. The record is from the annotation of a GenBank genome assembly.